Molecule: messenger RNA, 2177 nt
Organism: Prosopis cineraria
Lineage: Eukaryota; Viridiplantae; Streptophyta; Magnoliopsida; Fabales; Fabaceae
Product: transcription factor TCP4-like
Exons: 2
Coding region: 551-1753 (400 amino acids)
Biological process (GO): regulation of secondary shoot formation
Cellular component (GO): nucleus
Molecular function (GO): sequence-specific DNA binding; DNA-binding transcription factor activity
Source: RefSeq, a predicted model, not a curated record
CAUAGAGAGAGAGAGAGAGAGAGAAGGCGAAGGAGAUGGGUUAGUCUGGUUUGUUGAAGUUUCAGAGUUAAGCAGCCUUUUUCUUUCUUGUCUCUUCCAUGAAUGGCAGUCUCUUUUGCUUGCACCAUCCACCACACCUUAACAAUCAUCAUUCUCGAACAUCUUCAUCCUCUUAAUCCCACCAAGUUUCUCUAAGCUGGAAGACUUCAACCACGACGCUCUCUUCACUCUGGAUCCUCUCGCCGACCAUCCUCACCACUAUUACCAACUUCUCAAUUUCAGACAUGUAGACCAGGACCAAGAACCAGCUCCAGAAGACGACGACGAUCCCGACUCCUCAAUUUCUCCCUCUCCCAAAGACCCAGCUUUUCUUCUCCGUCUUCAAUAUCUCCACCAAAAUCAUUCUUAUGCAGGUUUAGACUCACAGCUCACCUCUCUUCAUCCUCCCAAGAAGCGGUCUUAUCUCCUUCCUCCUCCGCCUCCGCCGUCUUCUUCUUCUCCUUCUCCUUCUUCUUCGUUUUCUGUUACUUCUGUUGACUAUGCGACUGGGAUGGGAGAGAGUGUCAAUCGUCACCGGCGACCGCCAACGACGUCUUCGAGAUUGGCCGUGAGGGGUGGACUGGGAGAGAUCGUGGAGGUUCAAGGAGGCCACAUUGUUCGCUCCACCGGACGCAAGGACCGUCACAGCAAGGUCUGUACCGCCAAGGGACCCAGAGAUCGCCGGGUUCGUCUCUCCGCUCAUACCGCCAUUCAAUUCUACGACGUCCAGGAUCGCCUCGGCUACGACCGCCCUAGCAAAGCCGUCGACUGGCUCAUUGAGAAUGCUAAGGCCGCCAUAGACGAGCUUGCCAAGCUUCCCGCUUGGAACCCCAAUACGGUAAAUCAAAUCGCUCUGAAAGAGCAGGAGCGAGAGCGGAAUCAGCAGAUGAACGAGAACGAGAACCAUUACCCCAUUGGAGUUCAAGGUCCGGCGGUGGAUGCUAUGGAUUCUGCUGGCCGGAGAACAGGUAGCGGCUGUAGGAUUAUGGAGCAAUUGGGCGAAAACCCUACCCGCGGUGGCUUGGAUCUUCUGCCGCCGUCGAUGGACACAGACAUUGCUGACUCCAUCAAGUCCUUCUUCCCGAUUGGUGCGUCGACGCCGGAGACGAAUUCUUCGUCGAUUCAGUUUCAGACUUACCCAUCCGAUUUGCUUUCACGAACUAGCAGCGCCUGCCAGAGCCAGGAUCUGAGGCUCUCGCUCCAGUCUUUCCAGGACCCGAUUCUGCUUCAUCAAGCUCAAGCUGAGACCCAGCACCACCAGAACGAGCAAUUGUUCUCUGCAACGAACCCAGUGGCGUUCGAUGGAUCUUCAUUCCCAGGGGAACACGAUCGAUUGCAUAGAAUGGUAGCUUGGAAUAAUAGUGCUGCCGAUGCUGGUAAUAGUAACCACGGAGGCGGCGGAGGAUUUAUCUUCAACUCGCCGCCGCCGCCGUUCGGCCAGAACCAGUAUCUUUCUCAGAGGGGUUUCCUUCAGUCCAGUAACACUCCCUCGAUUCGUGCUGGGAUAGACUCAUCAAUCGCCGCCACGCCUGAUCACCACCAGCACCACUAUCUUCCACCUACAGUCCAUCAUCAAUAUUCUAUCUCCGGCGGUAUCGGAUUUGAUUCCGGUAGCCUCUCCGGUUUUUGCUUUCCAGCACGAAGGCAGGGUGAAGAGGAGUACGACGGCGUUUCUGACAAGCCGUCCUCUGCUUCCUCUGAUUCUCGCCAUUGAACUCAUCAAAAAGAAACCCAGAACGGCAGAACUUCCGUUCAGGAUUCACAGUCGUAUCACCAAGAUGGAAACUUUAAGAUUGAAGAAGCAUCACGGGUUCAAGGAGUUGGAUUCUGUUCUCACUCGUUCUGAUUCAAUGGCGUGCCGUUUGUUUUGGGCCAAUUUUCCAGGUUUCCCAGUCCCCGGUUUGUUUUGUGUGCGUGUGUUUUAAGUUAAAUUUUGUUUGACCAGAGAGACUAUGUUUGUUUGCUUUCAUCAUCAUCGUUGGAUCACUGUGUUAAUUCUGCGCCAGUUUGGAAGUCACUGUCUGAAAUACAAGAAUCAGAUGUUAGCAAGUGAUGUUGCAUAAAUCAUAGUACUGAAUGUGGAAGGCUAUGAAUGGUGUGUUUGGUAUUGAGUAUUGAAUGAAUGUUUCUUUUUUUUA